CUUCUUCUUCUUCUUCUUCUUCUUAAAAAAACUCGUACAAACAGUUCAUCAUAUCAUCAAACACUUCUUUCACCAGUAGACAGCAGUAGAAUUCCAUUAACUUUCAAGAAAAACAAUGAUCAAGUAAAAAGAAAAUAUCAUCAAACCCACAAAGAAAAAAAAAAACAAAAAGCCUUUCCAUCUUUUUUUCUCUUUGUUCUUCAUUUAUUUUUAUUUUUUUUUGGGGAAGAGUUAGAAUUUAGCUUAAUAUUUUUUUUAAAAAUGUCCCUUGAGGACUCAUUAAGAUCCCUUUCAUUAGACUACCUGAAUCUGCUGAUCAAUGGGCAAGCUUUCAGUGACGUCACCUUCAGCGUAGAGGGUCGUUUAGUCCAUGCUCACAGAUGCAUCUUAGCAGCUCGGAGUCUUUUUUUCCGGAAAUUCUUUUGUGGGCCGGACACGCCGGCGGGGUUAGACCCGGGCGGCGGUGGCGGGUCGUCGAGAACAGGCGGAGGAGCCGGGCUGGCUUCGUCUCCUAGAGGAGGCGGAGGCGGAGGAGGAGGAGCAAAUCCGCAGCAAAUAAUACCGGUGAAUUCGGUAGGAUACGAGGUUUUUUUGCUGAUGAUGCAGUUUUUGUACAGUGGCCAAGUUUCGAUUGUGCCUCAGAAACAUGAACCCAGGCCUAAUUGUGGAGAGAGAGGAUGCUGGCACACACAUUGCACCUCAGCCGUUGAUCUUGCUCUUGAUACCCUCUCUGCCGCUAGAUCCUUCGGCGUUGAACAGCUAGCAUUACUCACUCAGAAACAAUUGGCCAGCAUGGUUGAGAAAGCCUCGAUUGAAGAUGUGAUGAAAGUGUUGAUAGCUUCAAGAAAGCAAGAAAUGCACCAACUCUGGAGUACUUGCUCGCAUUUGGUAGCUAAAUCGGGUCUCCCGCCAGAAAUCCUUGCCAAGCAUCUUCCGAUCGAUGUCGUGGCGAAAAUCGAGGAGCUCCGCCUCAAAUCAUCCCUUGCGAGAAGGUCCCUCAUACCUCACCACCACCACCACCAUCACCAUCACGAUCUCAGCGCCGCGGCCGAGCUGGAAGACCAGAAAAUCCGCCGGAUGAGACGGGCGCUCGAUUCGUCGGAUGUGGAGCUUGUGAAGCUAAUGGUGAUGGGAGAAGGGCUCAAUCUAGAUGAAGCAUUAGCCUUGCAUUAUGCUGUGGAGAAUUGUAGCCGCGAGGUGGUCAAAGCUCUGCUCGAACUCGGGGCCGCGGACGUGAACUACCCGGCUGGGCCAGCCGGUCGAACCCCUCUUCACAUUGCAGCCGAAAUGGUUUCUCCGGACAUGGUGGCUGUGCUUCUCGACCACCACGCCGACCCGAAUGUCCGAACCGUUGAUGGGAUCACGCCUUUAGACAUCCUCCGAACCCUAACUUCGGAUUUCCUCUUCAAAGGGGCAGUUCCGGGACUAACUCACAUUGAACCAAACAAACUCAGGCUUUGCCUUGAGUUGGUUCAAUCAGCUGCGAUGGUGAUUUCUAGGGAAGAAGGGAACGCGAAUAAUGCGCCGGAUUCCAGUAACUUAUACCCGCCGAUGAGCGAGGAACAUACUAGCAGUAGCAGCAGUGGGAAUAUGGCGGCAAAUUUGAAUCUUGAUUCCAGAAUGGUUUAUUUAAACCUUGGUGCUGCCGCAGCUUCAGGACAAAUGGGGUGCAAGAUGAAUGAAGGAGAUCAUCAUCAUCAUCAUCAUAGUAGGCAUGGAUCUCACGGUGGUGGUGGUGGUGGCGGCGGCGGCGGUGGUGGAUUUGAUCCAGCAAUGUAUCAUCACCAUCAUCAUCAUCAUCAUUCUCAUGAUUACUAGAGCCAUUUUUUUUUUACUCUACAUGAUGAUGAUAAACCUUAUAACUAUCUGAAGUGAUGAGGUUUUUCUACCAAGUGAGGUAAAAAAAAAAAAAAAAGACAAGAAAAAAGAAGUGGGGUUAAAAACUAAAAAAAGGGUUGCUCGGAAAACCCACCCCAUAUGGAGAGAGUUAGUACUUAGCUUAUUAUCAUUUUGGAGUCAACAAAUCAUCUCUUUUGUUCCCUUCUCCAAUCUCUCACUUAUAUUUGUUUUGGUCUAAUAAUAUUAGGUCCUAUUAUUUUUCAAAAAACCACCUGUUUUUUCCUUGUAUUUUUCUGUGGGUUUUUUUUAGGGUUUAAUAAUGGCAAUCACAUCCGAAAUUGGGGGAAAUUAAGGGUUGGAAUUUUUCUCAUCAAUCAGAUGGGACAAGGAGAAUCCAAGUUUUUAUUUUACUUUUUUUUUUUUGCCAUCUGAGUGAUGGAGAGGACGCAUGCAGGUCAUCAAUCUUUUCAAUCCCCUCAACCCCUGUCAACUGACUUCUUUGUUUUCUCUUGGAACAAUAUAUAUAUAUCAAUAUUAAUUGUCAUGGACUAUUUCUUA
Messenger RNA from Oldenlandia corymbosa var. corymbosa, 2397 nucleotides. Lineage: Eukaryota; Viridiplantae; Streptophyta; Magnoliopsida; Gentianales; Rubiaceae. The record is from the annotation of a GenBank genome assembly.